AAAUUUCCGACAAAUCAGGUUUUUGUGGUUCAAUUCUAAAGGUCGGUAUUAUUUGUUGCGUAAUGUGUUACGUGCCUCUGCAAUUAACUGGAACCUUCCAGAGCCUUUUCUCUAGUUAGGGUUUCUUUAGGGUUUAACAACUCCCAAACUCCUUGGAAGAAGUCCUCGUUACUUUUGUAGAAAUUCUGGGAAGAAUCUUUGAGAGAGAGAAACGAUAAGCCUUCUCCAAUGGUUCGAUCGAACGGCGCCAGGCUCCUCCACUGCCUCACUCGUCGUUCCAUUGCCUCCAACCCUCGAAACUUUGUAUACGAGACCGUGUUCCGAUGUGGUUCUAAGAGAAUCCAUUCAGGACCAAACCCAUCUAGAAUUUUUCGAAAUUUCACUUCUAAUGAUGUUUAUCCAAGGAACUGGUUCUUAUUGGGAGCUUUGAAUGACAAGUUGGGCUCAGCAAGAACAAUUCACGGCACUGCUUCCGUGGCUUCAAGAGACUUUUAUGAUAUUCUUGGAGUGAACAGGAAUGCAAACGCAUCUGAAAUAAAGAAAGCAUAUUAUGGGCUUGCGAAGAAGCUUCAUCCAGAUACAAAUAAAGAAGAUCCUGAGGCAGAAAAGAAGUUUCAAGAAGUUCAAAAGGCUUAUGAGGUUUUGAAAGAUGAGGAUAAGCGCCGACAAUAUGAUGAGAUUGGCCAUGCAGCGUUUGAACAGCAAGAAGGCUCUGGCUUCUCAAAUGAUUUUAGGAAUCCAUUCAAGGAUAUUUUUGAUGAUAAUAUCUUCAACAUUUUCAGACAGAAUUUUGGCGGUCAAGAUGUUAAGGUUUCCAUUGAACUAUCUUUCAUGGAAGCUGUACAAGGUUGCAGUAAAACUGUGACAUUUCAAGCUGCUAUGCCUUGUGAAGCAUGUGGUGGGAGUGGUGUGCCACCUGGAACCAGACCGGAAUCUUGUAAGCGCUGUAGAGGCUCUGGCAUGACAUUCAUGCAAACUGGCCCAUUUAGGAUGCAAACAACUUGUACUCAGUGUGGUGGAACUGGAAAAACUUUUGCGAGACUUUGCAAAUCUUGUAGUGGUCAACGAGUGAUGAAUGGAGUCAAAUCGGUCAAGUUAGAUAUUGUGCCAGGAGUAGAUGACAAUGAAACUGUAAAGGUCUUUGGUAGUGGUGGGGCAGAUCCUGAUGGAAAUCAACCUGGUGAUCUCUAUGUUACCAUUAGGGUUAGAGAAGAUCCUGUUUUCCGUAGGGAAGGCGCUGACAUUCAUGUUGAUACUGCUCUGAGUAUUACGCAGGCGAUUUUAGGGGGAACUAUCCAAGUUCCAACUCUUACAGGAGAUGUUGUUUUAAAGGUUCGACCUGGCACUCAACCUGGUCAGAAAGUAGUUCUUAAGAAGAAAGGAAUCAAGACAAGGAAUUCAUAUUCAUUUGGUGACCAGUACGUGCACUUCAAUGUCAGCAUUCCAACCAGGAAUCUAACUCAAAGACAGCGUGAAUUAAUAGAAGAAUUUGCCAAAGAAGAGCAGGGGGAAUUUGAGAAGCGAACUGCUGCUGGAGCAUCUGGAUGAAAUGAGAAGAAUGGCUCUUGAAUUAUUCAUAUACCAAUUACGAUGGUUUUUAAUUCAACCAAACUAAUUGAUGCAUUGUAGAAAAAGAAAUGAGAAGGCAAUUUAUUUAUGCUGAAAUGACCCUUCCGGUCUGGAAAUUUUGGAGUGAUUUUUUUAUUGUAUUUGACCUUUUUAUUUAUAUAUAUAAAUAAAAGAUUGAUUGUUUCUAGGUUUA
Messenger RNA from Humulus lupulus (European hop), 1762 nucleotides. RefSeq names its product chaperone protein dnaJ GFA2, mitochondrial. Bases 229 to 1548 code for a protein of 439 amino acids. Lineage: Eukaryota; Viridiplantae; Streptophyta; Magnoliopsida; Rosales; Cannabaceae. Gene Ontology annotation, molecular function: heat shock protein binding; ATP binding. Gene Ontology annotation, cellular component: cytoplasm. The transcript has 18 exons. The record is from RefSeq and is a predicted model, not a curated record. Gene Ontology annotation, biological process: protein refolding; response to heat.